CUCUACUGGAGACAGUGUUGCAUGCAGUCGUCGUAUUUGUGGAUUCCCGCGGACCCCGAUCUGGUUGGAAGUCUGAGUAUCACUCGGUGUCGGCGUGAUCGUUCGUUAUUUUCAAGCGUUUUUUGCAUCAGAUCUCUCUCCGUUGGACUGGACUCGAGAUACUUGCUUUGAGUACGUACACAUUGCAUACUCAAUGGCCAGUGAGGCACGAUCCUUUGACUCGAUAACGGUGAAAGAAGAUUAUUGAAGAUUUUUCCCCAAUUUUUGACCUAUAACCAUUGAUUUGAAGCGAGAAGGAAAGUGAGUCGGACAUCAACAUUUGAGCAGGAUUGUGUUUUCGACAUGUCGAUCAAAUGUCUGAAGCGGCGCUGGGAAGCGAACAUCUCAGCGUCAUCGACCCGAUUGACGGAACAAAGCCAUGAAGGAUCUUGGGCUCUCACGCCCCCUUCAUCGGUAUGUGAUGAUUCCGAGGACUACGAGAGUGACUUUGGCCAUAAGAAAUUGAUCAUUGCAUUGGAGACCAUGAAAAAGGAUAGCGUGGACGAACCUUCGAACGUGAUGGACACACCUCCGGAUUCACCCUCCAGUGAGGGCGACGAAUCAGCUAAAUCUGAUUCUGAGGGAAAUUUUCGAUCACAAGCCUCCUCGGGAGGGGAUGUGGUCUACGAUGCCCCCAUGGCUCAAGACUUUCCACAAGAGUCUGGAUACUUACGCAAACAAGAGAUCUUUGUGGUCACUAAGAACACGGACCGUGAGGGUUUGUUCGUCGCCAGUGGCGCCUUUGCUCGCCAUGCCAUCCCCGAACCCAUGCAGAUGGAACCUCUCUGUUUAACCAAGGACACUCCAAGAACGAUUCUCCUUCCCCCAUCCCCCAGCUCCUCUGUGGAACUGGACUACUUCACUGCCGCGGGGGAACAGAAUCUGGCUUUGGACCCGCUGCUCAAACAGAGAUCUGUGAUCUUGGAGGCCGGACAAGCCCCGACGAAUUCGGAGAAGGGUCUUGCUCCCAAGGAUGUGACUCAAGCCGUGUUAUCCAAGAUGACAAAGGCGUGUCCUUCUCCCAACACUGCCACAACAUGUGGGCCCAAUUGUCCGUCCGUUCUCCUCAACGGAUCUGUGAUAGCCCCACCCAAAGCUGUGGCCAAUGAUAGGCCAGUCAGAGCCACUGUUGCAACUAUGAUGACUCCACUUGUAAGUUCGCCUCGCUCUUCUUCGCCGUCUGAAUCGCGGGACCGGUCCCCAAGUCCCAAUUCGAACUCAAUGACGUUCUGUUUGGAUAACGUCCAAAUGGUUCCAGCUAUGAUCGUUUUGGCGCCAGCCACUCACAGUAAUGGCGCCAAAUCAACCUCAACUCUAAGUGUGACCGCUCAGAACUUGCCCAAAUUCUACAAAAUGAUCAAGCCGAGGAAAAAUGAGAAAGAUACCCGUGAACGCUCCUUCGUUUGCGAUUUCCCCGAUUGCGACAAGACCUAUCUGAAAUCGUCUCAUCUCAAGGCUCAUUAUCGAAAUCAUACUGGUGAACGCCCCUACAGUUGUCCUGUAGAAGGCUGUGAUAAGAGAUUUGCCCGCUCUGACGAGCUCUCCCGACAUCGUCGAGCCCAUUCCGGUGAAAAGAAAUUCGCUUGUGCCAUUUGCGGUCAUCGAUUCGUCCGAUCCGACCAUUUGGUCAAGCAUGAAUAUCGUCAUGGGAAACGUAUCAUGAAAGAGCGACCCUCGCUCACAACGAUUGCUCCCAAUUUGAUCCUUACCACAACUGGAUCAUCUGGCGGCCAAACCACAUCUCUACCUAUCCAGAUUGCUAUGGCCUAAGAACCAAGCUUGGCAAUGGAAGACAGGCUCUAAAAAGUUAAACACCUGUACAAACUCCAGAAAUGAUCAAUGCAGCAUACAUGAAACUCGAAUCUUGGUUCUAAAUGCAAUAGCUUCAGAAAUGAGCGAUCCUCUAAUCAAAAAAGAGUGACCUCCAAUCAAACCUAACCAUUGGUGCCGGUAUUCUACAUUUAAACACACAAUACACUCAAGGGACCCUUUUUCACACACGUUUUAUUCAAAGAACCCCUAAGCGAACUUGCAAUUAAGUUUUAAGUUGUACAUACAGUUUUACAUAAAAUAAUGCUGUUCUCUCAUGAGAAACCUUGAACUUGAAGACUGCCAGGAUUAGUCAAAAAUCAACGCUUGGCAUUCACAGUUGUGCAACACUGAUUUGUGUAACGAAAUAUGCAAUUUAGCUUAAUGAAAUAUUCCUAUAUCACGAUGUGAAAUAAUUGCAUUUAGUCGUAUCACUAGAUGGGUAUGUUGUAAAUACACACAAAAAAGAAAAACAGAUCAAUAAAUGACUUUACUUACUAUGGUAAAAAAUA
Messenger RNA from Tigriopus californicus, 2360 nucleotides. RefSeq names its product Krueppel-like factor 14. NCBI's taxonomy places the organism in Eukaryota, Metazoa, Arthropoda, Copepoda, Harpacticoida, Harpacticidae. Gene Ontology annotation, molecular function: DNA-binding transcription factor activity, RNA polymerase II-specific; RNA polymerase II cis-regulatory region sequence-specific DNA binding. The transcript has 4 exons. The record is from RefSeq and is a predicted model, not a curated record. Bases 343 to 1809 code for a protein of 488 amino acids. Gene Ontology annotation, biological process: regulation of transcription by RNA polymerase II.